AUGACUUCUUCUUUCCUGAUCCAAGUGGACGUGGCCUCUGUGGACCUGAUAUCAUCUCCGAUGCAGCGCUGCCUCACACUGACCAUUGCCCGUCACAGCAGGCUUUCUCUCAGAAACAAAUUUGCAUCUGUCCACUGCCAGCAGUCAGCAGCAAUGUCGGGAGCCCCCACCACACCCCUCACAAGUGUUGCAGUUUCAAAGAUUGUGGCAGAAGUCCUGGAGAAAAACAAUCUUCCAGGUGCCAUCUGCUCCAUGACUUGUGGAGGAGCUGAUAUUGGUACAGCAAUGGCAAAGGAUGAGCGUGUGGAUCUCCUGUCCUUCACAGGCAGCACUCAUGUGGGCAAACUUGUUUCUAUGAUGGUGCAGGAACGAUUUGGCCGCAAGCUUUUGGAGUUGGGUGGUAACAACGCCAUUAUUGUGUUUGAUGAUGCAGAUCUAAAUCUUGUGGUCCCCGCUGCUGUGUUUGCCUCUGUUGGAACAGCUGGUCAACGCUGCACCACAACCAGAAGAUUAAUGUUGCAUGAAAGCCUCCAUGACGCUGUGGUGGAAAGGGUUGUCAAAGCCUACAAACAAGUCCGAAUCGGAGAUCCUUGGGACCCUAGCACUCUCUACGGACCUCUGCAUACCAAACAAGCUGUAGAGCAGUAUCUGGCAGCUAUUGAGCAGGCCAAGCAGCAAGGAGGUACUGUAGUUUAUGGAGGAAAGGUGAUGGACCGUUCUGGUAACUAUGUGGAGCCUACUAUCAUAACAGGGCUGGCUCACGAUGCUCCCAUUGUCCACACAGAAACCUUUGUACCCAUCCUCUAUGUUCUGAAAUUCAACACUGAGGAAGAAGCUUUUGCCUGGAACAAUGAGGUCAAGCAGGGUCUUUCCAGCAGCAUCUUCACUAAAGAUAUGGGACGUGUAUUUCGCUGGCUGGGACCCAAAGGUUCUGACUGCGGCAUUGUGAAUGUCAACAUUCCUACCAGUGGAGCUGAGAUUGGAGGAGCCUUUGGUGGGGAGAAACACACUGGAGGAGCGGUGUGGAUUGGAUUGGAGUCGCGCACAGAGCCAGAGUCUGAUUCAGGUGUUGGGGAACGUGUGUUUCCCCGUCUAGUAUUUGGACCAUAUUGGAUCGAACUCACGGCAGUGACAAUGAGUGAACUAGAACAGUUGCGACAGGAAGCGGAACAGCUACGCAACCAGAUCAGAGAUGCCAGAAAAGCUUGCAGUGAUUCCACUCUGUCACAGAUCACAGCUGGCCUGGACUCGGUUGGUCGGAUACAGAUGCGGACACGCCGUACUCUCAGGGGACACUUGGCCAAAAUCUAUGCAAUGCACUGGGGAAGUGACUCAAGGUUACUUGUUAGUGCCUCUCAAGAUGGAAAGUUAAUUAUCUGGGAUAGCUACACAACAAAUAAGAUGCAUGCCAUCCCUCUGCGCUCCUCCUGGGUGAUGACGUGCGCCUAUGCCCCCUCUGGAAACUAUGUGGCCUGUGGAGGCCUAGACAACAUCUGCUCCAUUUACAGUCUGAAGACUCGUGAAGGCAACGUCCGUGUGACCAGAGAGUUACCUGGACACACAGGUUAUUUAUCCUGCUGCCGGUUUUUGGAUGAUAACCAAAUACUGACUAGCUCUGGAGACACAACUUGUGCAUUGUGGGAUAUUGAAACUGGCCAACAGGCCACCUCAUUUUCAGGCCACACGGGUGACGUUAUGAGUCUGUCCUUGAGCCCAGACUACAAAACAUUUGUGUCAGGAGCCUGUGAUGCCACGUCAAAGCUGUGGGACAUCCGUGAUGGCAUGUGCAGGCAGUCCUUCACUGGUCACGUGUCUGAUAUAAACGCUGUCACCUUUUUCCCAAAUGGAAACGCCUUUGGCACAGGCUCUGAUGACGCCACCUGCAGGCUGUUUGACCUCCGCGCUGAUCAGGAGCUGAUGAUGUACAGUCACGACAACAUCAUCUGUGGCAUCACUUCAGUAGCAUUCUCCAAAAGUGGUCGCUUGUUAUUGGCAGGCUAUGAUGAUUUCAACUGCAACGUCUGGGACACCUUGAAAGGGGAGCGAGCAGGUGUGUUGGCUGGCCAUGACAACAGGGUAAGCUGCUUAGGGGUGACUGAGGAUGGAAUGGCGGUAGCAACUGGUUCUUGGGACAGUUUCCUCCGGAUCUGGAACUAA
Molecule: messenger RNA, 2157 nt
Organism: Knipowitschia caucasica
Lineage: Eukaryota; Metazoa; Chordata; Actinopteri; Gobiiformes; Gobiidae
Source: the annotation of a GenBank genome assembly